AUGGGAUUUAUUAAAUACCUAAUUUCCUGUGGAUUGUUUUCCUUGUUGCUUUUGAAAGAAGCAACCUGCUGGUCAGAUGAAGGGCACAUGUUAAUAAGUGCCAUAGCAUAUGAAGGACUUGAUGAUAAUGAAAAGAAACUUUUAACAAAAAUAUUCCAAAAUUACAAAGAAGAUAACGAUUUCAAUAAUCAUGUAUAUGCAGCUGUAUGGCCAGAUCAUAUUAAAUACUAUGAACAUCCUGUAGAUACUACUAAAAGAAUGGAUGGUAUCGAUUUAAUGGACAGAUGGCAUUAUAUUAAUGUACCAUAUAAUCCUACCAAUAUUGAUUUAGAUAUGUAUCAUAAAGAAUAUUAUAAAACCACAGAUAACUCAUUAACUAUUACAAAAAGAAUAUUUCAUAACUUAAAAUCAUUCGAAAAAAAAAAAAAAUAUGGCAGUUAUUUUUCUUAUAAUUUCCAAUUAAGAUAUUUUAUUCAUGUUUUUGGUGACAUGCACCAACCUUUACAUACUACCACAUUCUUUAAUAAAAAUUUCAUACAAGGAGAUUACGGAGGAACAGCUAUUAAUGUCAGUUAUAAUCACCGUACUGAAAAAUUACAUCACUUAUGUGAUUGCGUUUUUCAUGCCCGAGAUAAAAAAUGGCCACAUGCUACUGUCGAAGAAGUAACAAAAGAUGCCCGUGACUUAAUGAAAACAUACCCUCCUGAAUAUUUUGGAGAAAGAAUAGACAACGGAAUGGACGAGAAUGAAUUUUUGGGAUAUAUAGUUGAGGAUAGUUAUGAGCAAGCUGUUAAACAUGUCUAUUCAGCUUUCCCAUUUGAUACUUUAAAUAGACAUACCUCAUAUGAUUUAUCAAAUGCAUAUGUUAUUAAUUUAAAAAAAGUUUUAAAUGAACAAAUUGCUUUAGGAGGUUACAGAUUAAUUCGAUAUCUAAAAAUUAUGCUUGCAAAUGUCCCUGAUGAUCUUUAA
Plasmodium vinckei vinckei is the source of this 969-nucleotide messenger RNA. RefSeq names its product p1/s1 nuclease, putative. The coding region runs from base 1 to 969 and encodes 322 amino acids. NCBI's taxonomy places the organism in Eukaryota, Apicomplexa, Aconoidasida, Haemosporida, Plasmodiidae. Gene Ontology annotation, biological process: DNA catabolic process. The record is from RefSeq and is a predicted model, not a curated record. Gene Ontology annotation, molecular function: endonuclease activity; nucleic acid binding. The transcript has a single exon.